Messenger RNA from Paramecium pentaurelia, 2226 nucleotides. The record is from the annotation of a GenBank genome assembly. NCBI's taxonomy places the organism in Eukaryota, Ciliophora, Oligohymenophorea, Peniculida, Parameciidae.
AAUGGGAGCAAAUGAUUCAAAACCAAUUUACAAACUCUAUGAGCAUUUUAAAUAGAUCAAUGUACACAAUAAUGGUAAGUUCCAUUAUAUCAUAUUCAGACUUUCCUCAUUGCCAGAUCUUAUAACACAAACGUGAUCCUAAUCAAUAAUUAAUCUUACGUACAAUCAGUAUGACAGAUGAAGCAUAUUUUAAAAAGACUGUUAAUCAAUAUUAAAUUAGAUAAAAGAUCAACCAUCCUAAUAUUCUAAAUCUAAGUAAUUACUUUUAUGAAUUUGAACAAUAACUAUGUGGAUAAUUUUACAAAGUGAAUUUAUUAUUUGAAUAUCCAUAAAGUAAUUUAGAAAGAGUACAAAUUAUGAAUGAAAAUCAAUUAAUUGAAUAUCUCAAAUAAGCAAUUUUUGGAUUAGCAUGUAUGUAAAAAAAUGAAAUUCCACAUAAUACAUUAUAACUUAAAUAUUUAUAUUUAAUGGAUGGAAUUGUUAAAGUAAGUGAUCCUUAGUAUUUCCAAUAAAAUACAAAUUAUGUUCAAAUAUUAUAAAAUCCUAAUUGUAUGGAAUCAAUUUAUUUAUCUCCUAAUUUGGUUAAUACAAUUAGGAAAAAUAAUUGGUAACCUAAACACAAUCAAUAUAAAAGUGAUUUAUUUACUUUAGGAAUGCUUUUUUUACAAUUAGGAUUGAAUUAAGUAAAUAAUGAUUGUUAUAAUUACAUCUAAGGUAAAUUUUUGGAAGAAUAAUUGAGUAUUAAACUCUAAAAAUUAAGAAUUCAACAUAGUUAAGUAUUUUGUGAUUUAAUUUAAAUGAUGCUUAUUACUUAAGAAGAUUAAAGACCUGAUAUAAUUUAAAUGGAAUAAAUAAUUAAUUCAAAUUAAUUCACAGGAAAAAUCUAUUAAUAACAACCAAAUAUAAUACCUAAAUAGAUCAUACCAAUCUAACCAAUAGGAUUAAUAGAUACAAUCCAUUAACCAAGUACUAACUCAUUAUAAUUGGAAUAAUUUCCAUAUAAUGUAUAAAUUAAUUAAUCAAAGAGAAUUAAUCAAGUUCAAAAUAUAUCACCUAUAAAAUACACUCAUCAAUUUACUAUUAAAACAACUUAAUCAUAACGAAGUUCUACACCCAUUAGUAAGGUUAUGAUUCCAACUUAAUAAGUCUAAUAAUAAAUUAGAGAUAGUUCAGUACCUAAACAAUAAACUCAAAUUUAGAAUAUUAGUUAAAGAUAAAUAAAUCAUGAAUACUUAAAUAACUAUUCAAAAAUCUCUAUUUAAAAUAAUACAACAAUAACACCAACUACAGAUUAAUCUAUUUUAAGCAAUAAAAGUUUACUUCAAUAAAUAAAUCUUCCUCCUAAAUUGCCAGUUAAUUAAAUAAAUUAAACUAAUUCGAAAUUCCAAUAGAUAAAUUAAUCAUCUGAAUCUAAAAUACUUCCUAUAUAAGUAUUUUCAAUACAAUUAGAUUAAUGUGAUUCUUUGUCAAAGUUUUAUCCAUCAGAAUUGUGUAGUAAACAUUCUUAGUUUGAUGAGAACCUAGAUUCUUAAGGAAAUGAUGAAAAUGAUACUUAGAGAUAAGGAAAUAAUGAAUACUCAUAGAUUUUAUGUGAUACUACUAAUCUCCCAUAAUAAUUUAAAAAUACUUUAACUAAAGAAUUUAGUUUGCCAUAUGAGAUUUCAAAAAACAAAGAUUAAAAGGUUAAUGAAUCAGAAUUUGUUGUCGAACAUUAUGGAAAUGGUUCUCGUUAUGAAGGAAUGAAAAAGAAUGGAAUGAGACAUGGAUAGGGAAGAUUUUAUUAUUAGGAUGGUGGUUUGUAUGAUGGAGAAUGGAAAGAGAAUAAAAUGCAUGGGGAAGGUAAUUGUUUAAUCUUAUUUUUAGGAACAUUAUAUUAUGGAACAGGAUAACCAGCAUAUGAGGGAUAAUGGAGUGAGGAUCAAUUUCAUGGUUUUGGAACUUUGUAUAAUGAACAUCCUUAGUAUUCAGAGGAAUGCUUUGAUUAUAGGGAUUUUGAUAAUGUUGAAGAGUAAGAAUUAUAGAGAUUAUUAUUAUAGUUAUUGGACUAAAUAUAGUGGUAGUUUUAAGAUGGAUAAUAAGGAAGGAUAGGGAAGUUUGCAUUUAACAAAUGGGGAGAGAUUUGUAGGAUGUUUUGAGAGGGAUUUAAUAAAUGGUAAGGGAGUAUUUUAUAGAAUGGAUGGGAAGAUGAUGGAGGGGAGAUGGGUGGAUAAUAAAUUAGUUUAUUGA